AUGUCCCCGUUUAGAUCUGGUGAUGAAAACUACCCUCCUAUUGACCAGAUAGGACGGCUGGUAGGACUCUCGUAUCCUCCAGUGGGCGGGUACGAUACGGACGAUGCCGGGAAAGAUUUUAUCAACGUGCACUUUGAUUUUUAUCCUGAAGAUUGGACGGAGGUGACUUCGAAUAGCGAGCAGCUUGCGUCCUUGAGGAACGCUGUGAUUAAAUUGAAAACGGACCAGUGGACCCACGAAGUCAAGGAGCGUAACAUGCAGAAGAAACUGGAUGCAAAUGCUUUAAAUUUAUUAAUCCAAAGUUUGAACCACUAUGGCUUGCUGGAGGAAAUGAAGAAGGCGGCUAGCCGAUACGGACGCGACACCUACUAUAAAAUACCGCCCUCUUUGCCGCUGACUUUGUUGGGCAACAGUCUGCAGAAAGAGACGGCGAUAAACAAAAGAUUGGACACACGGGACGCCAAAUGGAGAAGUAAACACAAGGGAGACUUAGACCAACAAGCUGUCGAAUACGAUAGCAGUUGGCUAGACAAUGUACCAGACGACCUCCUAGCGCCAAUCAUGAUUCACACAGGUCGUGUGCAGUGGCAUAAACACGAUGACAAUACCCCCAUGGCCUAG
Molecule: messenger RNA, 621 nt
Organism: Gregarina niphandrodes
Lineage: Eukaryota; Apicomplexa; Conoidasida; Eugregarinorida; Gregarinidae
Exons: 1
Coding region: 1-621 (206 amino acids)
Source: RefSeq, a predicted model, not a curated record